UGUUGCACUUGGCUGUUGUAGAGCUGCCACACGCGAUCUGUGCUCAAAGUCAUCGCGUAUUAAAAUUAUCGGCUACUAUUAUGGUCGAUGCUUGCCGGAAAAUGUGAAGAAUUCGGUUUUUAAGAAUAAAUUAAGUGGCAAGCAAGGAGUCCAGACAAGACGUGCAAACUUUCGAGACAAGGAUAAUUCGAGUGGAUGCCAGAAAUGAUGGCGGAUGAGACAAAGCAGGCUGGAAUGUCCCAGGCAGCUGAAGAGGCAGCAGCUGGGGAAGCUGCAGGCGGUGUGGCACCCCAAGAAGCUGAUCUUGAGACCAGAAUAGUGGCUCCACCGCCUAGACAACGUACUCUCACACGCACCGCCGAAAUGGAUGCGGAUUGUGAGGACAUCGACUUGGAUGCCGAUGUGGACGAUGCAGCGGAUAGCAUCACCUUGGAAUUGGCCUUAUCGCCACAUAGCAGCACCACGCCCACUCCGUCGCCCACCACCGCCGACGAGGACUUCGCCCAGCUGGACAACAGCAAGCCUUUCAAGAUCAAGGACAUCACGAGAAACAUCCGCAAGGCUGUUGUGGCCACAACGCUGUCGGAGUUGCGGGUAAAGGUGUCAGUGAAAUUCGAGCGAGCUCAGCCGGCGAUACACCUGGAUUGCGAUGGCACCGAGGUCGAUGACGAAGAGUACUUCAGCACUCUGGAGCCAAAUGCCGAAUUGAUUGCCGUCUUUCCCGGCGAGCAGUGGCGCGAUCCCAGCGACUAUAAUGCCAAUCUGCGUCGCACAUCGCUGGAUGCUCAAAAGUUGAGGAAGUUGGUUAGCAAACUGCAGCCGAACUAUAUGAACGAUGAUGAUUUGGACAAGCUGUCGAACAUGGAUCCCAAUUCCCUGGUGGAUAUUACAGGGCGUGAGCCCAAGGACAACGAAUAUUCAGCGAGAAGCGAUGCCGCCAGACGAUCCACGGAGUUGUCCUGCUAAAUGGGAGUACUUAAACACCCCAAAACGAAUGAAGAAUGUAGCUUAAGAAGAGGACUGUGUGUAUUGAGAAUUGUAUAUAUGGAAUUUGUACGAGUUUAUAUGGCUAGCUGGAGUAUUUUUGGAAAACGUUUUGAUGACGGCACUUGAAGCGACCGAUUUGGAUUGGUUUUAUCUCAAUAAUCCGUAGAUCUGAAAGUUGUGUAUUUUUCGAGACCACAUUGUCGUAGUCGCAAACUCACCUUGAAUGUCUAUUAUCAGCCGCUAAUUGUUCCUAGACCAAUAGCCGUUUAUGAGCCAAAGAAACUGGACGGCCUCUAAGGUUCGAUUCCAGACUUAGAUAACCUAGCCCUCACCUCACCUCACUCAGCGGACGAUCAACGAAUUGCAGAAUAGAUUUUAUCUAGGCAAAUAGAUAUAUAAAAUAUAUAUAUUUUCCAUAGUCAGAAUCCUUGUGAAUGUCACACAGUUUGGGUUAUUAGGGAGCAACAAAAAUGUACUGUAAUUGAAUCUCAAUUAAAUCAAUUAGCAAUUGAAUAAACUUUCACCCUAGGCACAUACAAGGGUUUUUACCCACCUUUUUUUUGUAUUUAUGCUGCAUCAAUGAACAAGCACAAUUUGCUGCACUUUAUUCAAAGGGUCAUAGAAGCCUGAAUUUAAUUCGAUUCACAUUUACGUUGUGUCCACAGGAAUCAAUGGAAAAUUGUAAUUUGUAACUUAAAAAAAAGGAAACGAAACG
Drosophila eugracilis is the source of this 1702-nucleotide messenger RNA. RefSeq names its product cell death activator CIDE-3 (gene Drep3). The record is from RefSeq and is a predicted model, not a curated record. Lineage: Eukaryota; Metazoa; Arthropoda; Insecta; Diptera; Drosophilidae. Bases 196 to 966 code for a protein of 256 amino acids. The transcript has 4 exons. Gene Ontology annotation, biological process: regulation of apoptotic process; apoptotic process.